UCCAUAUUGUAAUGAAAGGAGAUUCAGCAUCCAAGUUCCCUAUAAAUUAUAUCAUCAAAAAGAGCUUCACAGUUGAUAAUGCACAGCUGCCUCCAUCCAUAAAGGCUUUUACAGGACAGGAAAUAAUUUGCAGCCCAUCUCCAAAUAUAAAUAGCGAGAGAUCAAAUGACAAUACCCCACAGGAGUUUCAUAGUAGCACGUCUCCAUUUCAACAAUCCGACAAAGACAAGCUCAGCAACUCUGCGGCAAAAAGAUGCCUUGAAUUCCCAGAGCAUGAACCAACAAACAAAGAAAGUGGAGAAAGUCUACAUCAUAGAGCUGGGGAACUUGAUCUUCAGACCGUCAAACGCCCUAAGCAAGACAGUUCAGGAAAUAACGUUGCAGAAGACAUGUACGAUACACAGGAACAUAACCAAUAAAUUUACACAGGGCACCACCAACCACACAAGCAACAACCAAGGACUGCAGU
Molecule: messenger RNA, 469 nt
Organism: Lolium rigidum
Lineage: Eukaryota; Viridiplantae; Streptophyta; Magnoliopsida; Poales; Poaceae
Exons: 7
Coding region: 12-419 (135 amino acids)
Source: RefSeq, a predicted model, not a curated record